AUGCCUAUGUUUUUUAAUUAUUUUCGAUUUCUUGGUAAAAUUUCCUUAUCAAAUUUUCCUUAUUUAGAAGCAUCGUCACUGAACUGGCAGGAUGCAUUCGACCUUCGGUCACAGUUAACAGAAGAGGAAUGCACUCUGAUGGAUUCUACCAGAGAAUACUGCAAAGAUAAGCUGCUUCCACGCGUUACGCAGGCCUUUCGCACCGAAGAAUUCGACCCAACUGUAAUUCCUGAAAUGGGCCAAAUGGGACUAUUAGGAGCACCUUAUCAAGGUUAUGGUUGUGCCGGGACAUCGUUUGUUGGUUACGGUUUGAUUGCGCGAGAGAUCGAACGGAUUGAUAGCGGUUACAGAUCAGCAUUUAGUGUCCAAACGAGUUUGGUAAUAUCGCCGAUUUACAGGUUUGGUACUGAAGAGCAAAAAGAGAAGUAUAUUCCAAAACUUGCUGCUGGUGAGAAGAUAGGAUGCUUUGGUCUAACAGAACCAAAUCAUGGCUCGGACCCUGCCGGUAUGGAGACCAAAGCUAAAUGGGAUUCUAUAAAGAAAGCUUAUUUUUUAUCUGGGACAAAGUCAUGGAUUAGUAAUUCGCCUGUUGCCGAUAUUUUUAUAGUUUGGGCGAGGAGUGAACGACAUAACAAUGAUGUUAUGGGUUUUAUUUUGGAGAAGGGAAUGCCACGACUGACUGCACCAAAAAUCGAAGGCAAGUUGUCUUUGCGAACAAGCAUAACUGGGCAGAUUGCUAUGGAUGAAGUAGAAGUGCCUGAAGAGAAUAUUUUGCCGAAAAUAAAAGGCCUUGCUGGUCCAUUUGAUUGCUUGAAUAAUGCAAGACUUGGAAUAGCAUGGGGCGUGUUGGGGUCUGCUGAGGAGUGUUUUCAUAUAUCUCGUCAGUACGCUUUGGAUAGACCACAGUUUGGAAGGCCACUUGCAAAGAACCAGCUAAUCCAGUUGAAGUUUGCAGAUAUGCUUACCGAAAUAACGCUUGGUUUACAAGCAUGUUUGAGAGUGACGCGGUUGAAAGAUGCCAAAAAAGUAGUGCCAGAACAAAUUUCAUUGAUUAAAAGGAACAAUUGCAUGAAAGCAUUGGAUAUUUCUCGGAAGGCGAGAGACAUUCUUGGUGGGAAUGGUAUUGUGGAUGAGUACCACGUUAUGAGACACUUGGUUAAUCUUGAAACAGUAAACACCUAUGAGGGCACUCACGAUAUACAUGCCUUAAUAUUGGGUCGAUCAAUAACGGGUUUACAAGCCUUCAAGGCUUGA
Molecule: messenger RNA, 1254 nt
Organism: Enterobius vermicularis (human pinworm)
Lineage: Eukaryota; Metazoa; Nematoda; Chromadorea; Rhabditida; Oxyuridae
Source: the annotation of a GenBank genome assembly